CUCCCAAAAUAGGUUGCGUGCGAAAUUUUUCUUGUGUUUAUUAGUUUGAUUAGCAUGAGAAUAACAAAGGAAAUCGUUUUCAUGUCAAAGGCGUAAUGUGCACUUACCCUUGUUUUCAAACAAAGGUCAGUUUAUGCUCUACUCUAAAAGGAAGCGUAUUACAAUUCGCCGUACUUUAGCAAGGAUCGAUCACGUUUUAACUGCCCUGUGGAAUCCUAAAAUUCUUAGCUGUGAAACUCCUCUAUUUCCUUCAACAGUAAGGUUAGUUACAAUAAGAAUUUCCAAGGGAGACUUUCUUAAUCCUUCUGUUUAUUAAUAUUAUUAUCAUUUUAUCUAAUGGCGCUCUAAUUUGAUUGACUCCUAAUCGGACAUACGCGGCAAUAUAUAAAUAUAACAAGUGAUUAUUGUCAAAGAUGAGUCUUUUGAGUUAGCUUAGAAAAAUUUAAAUUGCAUGUUAAACCGAACGAUUAUAUACAAUUCAAAAUAGCUGUUCACGUUGUGAAUCAUUGUACAACAUCGUUGUGCCACGUAAAGAGAGGGAGUUUGAAAGCUGUACCUUUGUCAACUGUUUUGGAAGGUUUAAGGUUUGGUAUUUCAAUUCAUCCGUGAUACAGAGGGUCCUGAUCAUGCUUAAACCAAGUUUGUGAAAAUACUUGUAAAACGAAAGAGGAAAUUGAAUGAUUUAACGUAUAUAGUGUGCCUUCCUGUAAUCUUCAGCAAAUCUAUAUUAUAGUACUUUACAUAGCUUUAUUUUCAAUUCAUGUCACCUUUGUUAGCGCCGCUAGGAUAGGAUCAUGAAAUCUGACAUUCAAGCGCAUAACUUAAACUUUUCUAUAAAAACUUCUGCUUUUCUCUUCACUGGACCUUGUCCUCUUUAUUCUCUAGGCUUCGAUUUUUCGUUGGUCGUUCCUACUCAAAACCUUAAGUUAAUAUACGAAUUGUCAAAGGAAUAUGUUCCUAUCUCAAGAAAAAUAUAUCAUGAGGAGGCUUAACUUUCUAAUUCCGUUCAAAAUAUGAAAGAUAGUGAUCUAAUGCCUGACGUCGGCGCUUGCACUCAAGAUACAAUUCUCUCGUAGAAAUUGACUAGUGGAAGUCCUACAUUUUUAAAAACUUGUAACGGGUACCAAUGUAACCUUGCUUUAGGUUUUUUUUUUUUGAGUGGUUUCUUGUGCAUAUUGCAAAAUACUAAAUAUUAUUUAUAAUACGUGACGACGUUGAAGGGGUCGAGUUGGUAAACAUGGACAUUUCCUAAUUACUUCUCAGUUGAUUGACGAUGACGUAGUUUUACAUGAGGAACUUUGGCCCCGAAAAAAAAUCGCAGCAUGCAUUCUACGGAGGCGCUAUAUUUCUGUCAUCAGUGUAGAGAAUUACAUCAACGUUUGCGGUCGGUAGAUGUCUAUGCGGUUACUUAAACCUGUUGAUUAUAAGUUAAAGGUUCCCCUGAUAAUUAUUACUGCAUCUAUGCUCGAAUUUCAAUUACGAAAACACAAGAAAUCUGGCAUUGAAAUCACUUGGUGCGACCUUAUAAUGGAGGCCGAAGUCUUCGAUCGAUCGGCUGAGCUUUUUAUAGUUAUGGGGUCCAAUGUCGACCCCAAAAAGUACUGGUACGUGCUAAAGGGCGAAAAGCUUUUGCAAAGAACGAAUUGUUCCGUCGAUUCCGCGAUGACUACAAUACGUUCUCUCCCGCCAGCAGAUCUCAAGCGCGCUAACAAAGGGUGUUCGUUCAACGUCAGGUAACCAAACAACAUGCAUAUUAUAUCUUCAAUUGGUCUCUGUGCCGGACUAAUUGGACAGGGAGAAAUCCAGCAGAUGGAUUCGCGAGGUCUCAAAACAUAAUCUUGUUGUUGAUGCGGUAAAUCAAAUCGCCCUCGACCGUACACUUUAGGCGGGAAAUGCCUCCAGUCAAAAUAUCAUGGGAAAUUGCAAUGAUGUCAGUCGAGAAUAGCCGAGCUUGACAAAGACAUUCGGGAACAAGUAAAGGAUAAUAAUUAUAUAAGUUAAUGGUGGAUGCCUCAACUUUCAGUCAAAAGAAAGAGUCCAGACCAAGAGCGUGAAUUCAAUUUUUCGUGCGGCCCUCUUGGGUAGUGUAUACCCGAGGAUUACCUAUAAUCUCUUGCAUACCCUCUUGGGUUGUGUAUACCUGAGGAUUAAUUUUUAAUAUCUUCUAUACCCUCUUGGGUAGUGUAUACCUGAGGGUUAUUUUAAUCUCUUGCAUACCCUCUUGGAUAGUGUAUACCUGAGGGUUAUUUUUAAUCUCUUCUAUACCCUCUUGGGUAGUGUAUACCUGAGGUUUAUUUUUAAUCUCUUCUAUACCCUCUUGGGUAUCAUAUAUCUGAGGGUUAUUUUUAAUCUCUUCUAUACCCUCUUGGGUAUCAUAUACCUGAGGGUUAUUUUUAAUCUCUUGCAUGCCCUCUUGGGUAGUGUUUACCUGAGGUUUAUUUUUAAUCUCUUCUAUACCCUCUUGGUUAGUGUAUACCUGAGGGUUACUCUUAAUCUGUCCUAUACCCCCUUGGGUAGUGUAUACCUGAGGGUUAUUUUUAAUCUCUUCUAUACCCUCUUGCGUAGUGUAUACCUGAGGAUUAAUUUUUAAUAUCUUCUAUACCCUCUUGGGUAGUGUAUACCAGAGGGUUAUUUUAAUCUCUUGCAUACCCUCUUGGGUAGUGUAUACCUGAGGUUUAUUUUUAAUCUCUUCUAUACCCUCUUAGGUAGUGUAUACCUGAGGGUUACUCUUAAUCUGUCCUAUACCCUCUUGGGUAAUGUAUACCUGAGGGUUAUUUUUAAUCUCUUGCAUACCCUCUUGGGUAGUGUAUACCUGAGGGUUAUUCUUAAUCUGUCCUAUACCCUCUUGGGUAGUGUAUACCUGAGGGUUAUUUUUAAUCUCUUCUAUACCCUCUUAGGUAGUGUAUACCUGAGGGUUAUUUUUAAUCUCUUGCAUACCCUCUUGGAUAGUGUAUACCUGAAGUUUAUUUUUAAUCUCUUCUAUACCCUCUUGGUUAGUGUAUACCUGAGGGUUACUCUUAAUCUGUCCUACACCAUCUUGGGUAGUGUAUACCUGAGGGUUAUUUUUAAUCUCUUGCAUACCCUCUUGGGUAGAGUAUACCUAAGGGUUAUUCUUAAUCUGUUCUAUACCCUCUUGGGUUGUGUAUACCUGAGGGUUAUUUUUAACCUUUUCUUAUCCCUCUUAACUCGGCAGUCGCAUAAGACGAUAUUCAUACGUGUGAAUUUGUUCCCGAUGACCUAAAAUGCAAUAACGAUGUUUUAGACCAGCUUCUUCCCUGUCAUAGUCGAUUUUGAAAAGACUGAUGUCUUCGGAAAAGCUAAAAAUGCCGUUCCAAACUGAAACCUUCGCACAAAAAAAGGUCAUUAUAAGAAUAAUUGCAUUGCGCCGAAGCUUGUAGACCGAACGGGGAGACCAUCUGUUGAAAGCGAUUUGUAUUCUCUGGACUAUCUAAUCAACACAGUUUCUGGACUUUAAAAGUUAAAAACCAUGACCUGUAUAAAGAAGGGUUUGUCGGAGUUAACCUUACGUAGGCCUAGGUCUUCGAUCAUGGAGGUGAAAUCAGCUUUACCGAUGCCGCUUUUUAGGCUAUUUUUGAGUUUCUUCGUUUUACGUGUUUUAAAUUGUUCCUGUUAUAUGUUUCUGUAACAUUUGGUUAGGAAUAUUCGUGGACCUUGUGUUAACGAUUUACUGUUGUCUCCUUUAAGACAUGUAUUGUUUCUACAGAGAAAAUAAGCUUAGCGUACCGCCCUUUAAGUUUUUUCGAAUUAGACCCGUUAAGUUUGUAUGAGACAUUUCUCUGGACUCUUGUUUCUGGAAAAUGAGUGAACAAAGUAGAGUUGUAUCUUGAAAAUGAGUAGAAAUGUAAUCAUCGGAAGUUGCGGUUUUUCCAUUCCAUUCGAGUGGAGCAUAAUUACAUUUUUUUUGAAGUGAUUAUCGGAUGUCCUAGAAUGUUUAGCGAACACCUCAUGCCACCAAGAGGCGUCGAACAUUAGCUUGAAUUACUUAUGCAAAUUUGCAUAAAUUUUUUUUCCGACGCAAAGCUCGUCAUGCAAGAGGUACUUGCAAAAAUUUGAUCACUUUUGUAUCAUGAGAUCCAUCACACGAAAGGAAAAACCUCAUUGUUAAAGUUAUCUCACAAGUAAUAGAAGUUAAUCAUCCAAUUGAAAAGAGCAGUUGGAAGAAGGAUUAUUUUAUGAGCCGAUGACAAAAACAACCGAAGCAUAAGGAGAACGCCACCCACACGCACGUAGCCAAGUUCAUCUUCCCUCGGGAACGGAAAAAAGAUGUUGGCUCGGAAAGUUCUGCCGGCUUUACGGUAGGCCCUUAAAAUACCCGAUGGUUUUCAUUUGCGAGGUCGAAAGACGGUUUAUAAAUAAGUACUACUUAUAAAUACUUUACAAACAUUGGUCCCAACCUAGCUAAAUCUAUACCCAAGGUGAAUCCUUCUUUUCGUUCUUAUCUUGGUGAUAAUGUCCGUUCCUCCAUAAACUUAAAGCCCACCACAACAAGUGAACUGGAAAGCAUUUGUGACAUGUUCGCUUCAAAGAAGGCUCCUGGCUAUGACAGUAUCCCAAUGCAUGUCAUUAAAUAUUCAUUUCACCUUAUUUCUGCUCCAUUGGCAGAUAUUAUCAAUCUAUCUCUGCUAAAAGGCAUUUUCCCGGACAAACUUAAAAUCGCUAAAAUUAUUCCCAUCUUCAAAGCAGAGGAUCCUAACUUUUUUGUAAACUACAGACCUAUUUCUUUGUUGUCUAAUUUUUCCAAAUUUUUCGAAAAAGUCAUGUACAAUGGCUUGGUAGAAUUUGCCGAAAAACACGAUAUACUUUACUGCUGUCAGUUUGGAUUUCGGAAAAAUCACUCGACAUCGCACGCACUAAUUCAUUUGGUAAAUAACAUAGCUUCUGCAAUCGACCAACACGAAACAACGGUGGGUGUUUUCCUAGAUCUUUCCAAAGCAUUUGAUACUCUCGACCAUCAUAUCUUGUUUGCGAAAUUGGAGCACUAUGGUAUCCGUGACGUGGCUCUGCAGUGGUUCAAAAGCUACUUUUCUUGCCGCCAGCAAUUUGCCCAAUUCAAUCAAGCUUGCUCUCCUAUGCAAACCAUCAAGUGUGGUGUCCCUCAAGGUUCGAUUUUAGGCCCUCUAAUGUUCAUUCUAUACAUAAAUGACCUCCCUAAUGCCUCUGAAUUAACAGACCCUCUGCUUUUCGCUGAUGACACCAGCAUCUUUUAUUCUCACUCAAACCCAAAUUGUUUAGAAUCCGUACCUAAUGAUGAACUCCAAAAUAUUGAUGUCUGGCUAAAAUGCAAUAAGCUCUCAGUUAAUAUAAGGAAAACUAACUACGUAAUUUUUAAACCCAGACAGAAGAAAUUUAACUCCAGCAUUUCUCUCUCCUUUGGAGGUAACCCCCUACAACAAUCUAACGUAACUAAAUUCCUUGGGGUCUAUAUUGAUGAUCAUCUCACUUGGAAACACCAUAUCAGCUAUGUAUGUAAACAAAUCGCUAAAUCAAUAGGUAUUAUAUUCAGGUCUCGCUUUUUCUUAUCCUCUACAACCAAGCUCACUUUGUACUACACGUUAAUUUAUCCUUAUAUCGUCUAUUGUAACUGUGCCUGGUCGUCCACAUACGUAUCUAACUUAAAUAGAAUUACUACUUGCAAAAGCGAGCUGUGCGGGCUAUCACCAACUCAGACUAUCGAGCCCAUUCCGCUCCUUUAUUCUCCAAACUAGGAGUUUUAGAUAUUUUCCAAGUUCGCCAAAUUCAUGUUUUAUUAUAGAAAUAACUUAUUGCCUCCAUUGCUUCUCAAUCUUUUUGUAACGAAUAGCCAAAUUCACAACUAUGGUACCAGAACAGCCAGUAAUUAUCGAACGCAUUUGUGCCGUACAAAUCUCAAGCAAUUUACAAUUCUUUACCAAGGUCCUAAAAUUUGGAACUCUCUUCCUGUUUCAGUCACUCGUUCGUCAAACCUUAGUUUUAAGACGAAAAUGCAAGAGUUUUUACUCAAAUAAUCCUUGAAUUGGCCUAGCCGCACAUUAGCAGCACUUUUUCUUUACUUUAUUUAUUAAUGUAAGUGAGGUGGCUCUCCCAUAAGCCCGGUGGCUUCCUGGGUCUCCUCGCCUUCUAGCUAUAACCGCUGUAAAUAAAAUUUUUUUUUGUAUUAUGUAAAUAAGGCAAAUAAAAAUGUGAUGAUGAUGAUGAUGAUUGAGUGUCGUAAAACUUAAAACGACCAAUCAGAAGGAAGGAAAACAGACGCCUUAAGAAUCAAUUAGAACUCAAAGUACAACCGAGCAAACUGCUAAAAGCGCGGGAAAACGUGGGCGACCAAGUGAUGAUUGGUUUUAACAAGCGUCGAUCUGAUUGGUUGAGAGUGGCGCAAGUUUUUUUAGACAAAUUACAGUGCGAAUAAAAACAAAACCAAUGCAGUUUGAUUAUUUUCGACACACGAAAAUUGCACUAAAGCUGUCUUUUUCUCUAUUAUUAUACAGGUCCUCACCUUUUAAGAGUACUAAUCAAGAUGGAAUUUACGGAGCAUGAAGAGAACGUUUCACAGUUUUACUCUCGCGUUGCGGAUAACAGUCAUGAUUGGAAUGAGGGAUUUCUGACAUUUGGAUUAUGGAAGACGAAGUCUGGUGAACCCAUACCACGGCCGAAAUGCUACAGAGCAAUAUAUGAUGAACUUUCGGAGGGCAGCGGGAUACAGCCGCACCAUGACGUGCUAGAUGUUGCUUGUGGGCAGGGAGCAGGCAUGCUGCGGGUCAAGUCCCAGUACGGCUGCAAUACGCAAGGUCUGGAUAUCAGUGUUGCAAAUGUGGAAAUAGCAACGCGUAGACUGCGUGACACCGGAGUCACUGUCACGCGAGGGAGCGGAACGAAGAUGCCUUAUGGCGAAAAUUCCUUUGACUACGUCCUUUGCGUAGAAGGAGGGCCCAAUAUGAAUAGCAGAGAAGAUUUUUUACGAGAGGCCUUCCGAGUUCUUAAGCCUGGAGGAAAAUUAUUGAUGGCUGAUAUCGUUGUUCUGAAGGCAAUUCAAGAUUUACGAUACCUACAGCAGCUCGUUCUAAAGGCAGCUGCAAAGGCUUGGAUUAUUCCAAGCAUUAACAUGUGCUAUGGAAUCGAUGAGUACAAACAAAAGGUGAAGGACGUUGGCUUCAAAAUGAGAAGAUUUGAAUUAAUAGGCGACAGAGUGAUACCAGGUUAUUGUAAUUUCAAUCUUUCAUUGUCAGUUAUGCGAGAGCAGGCGAAAAUCAGGGGUCCGUUUGUCGGUUACAUGGGAGGUCCGAUAAUUGAUAUUCUCCUUCAAAAGGCCUUUUCUCAUGGAUUGAUCGAAUAUAUUCUUGUAGUCGCUGAGAAAGAAAUUAACGAGUAAAAGUUUGAAGACCACGGAUUUAGAACUCUUUAUUUGUUUUUGCG
Molecule: messenger RNA, 7407 nt
Organism: Pocillopora meandrina
Lineage: Eukaryota; Metazoa; Cnidaria; Anthozoa; Scleractinia; Pocilloporidae
Source: the annotation of a GenBank genome assembly